UCACUCGCGGCCGCUUGUGGGGCGGUAGCCAGGUGACCCCGCGAUGCUGCUGAGCUGGAAACCCGGGCUGCCGCUGCCGCCGCAGCUGCUGCUGCUCCUGGGGACGCUCGGUCCCCUCUGCCCGGGCGCCCUGGCGGGACCCGCGCAGGCCGAGGACAUCGUGGAGCUGGACUUUUUCACUGAGCGUCCGGUACACCUGGUGAGCCCUGCCUUCCUGUCCUUCACCAUCGACGCCAACCUGGCCACGAACCCGCAGUUCCUCACCUUCCUGGGUUCUUCAAAGCUUCGCACUUUGGCCAGAGGCUUGUCUCCUGCAUACCUGAGAUUUGGUGGCUCCAAGACGGACUUCCUAAUUUUCGAUCCAAAGAAAGAACCAACCUUUGAAGAGAGAAGUUACUGGCAGUCUCAAGUCAAUCAGGAUAUUUGCAAAUCUGGAUCCAUCCCCUCUGAUGUGGAAAAGAGGUUACAGUUGGAAUGGCCCUUCCAGGAACAGCUGCUACUCAGAGAAGAGUAUCGGAAAAAGUUCAAGAACAGCACCUACUCAAGAAGUUCAGUGGAUAUGCUCUACAGUUUUGCAAAUUGCUCAGGACUGGACCUGAUCUUUGGCCUAAAUGCGUUAUUAAGAACCCCAGAUUUGCACUGGAACAAUUCUAAUGCGAAGUUGCUGCUGGGCUACUGUUCUUCCAAAAGUUAUAACAUUUCUUGGGAACUAGGCAAUGAACCUAACAGUUUUCUGAAGAAGUCUGGUAUUUACAUUGAUGGAUUCCAGUUAGGAGAAGAUUUUAUUGAGUUGCACAAACUUCUAGGAAAGUCCCGUUUCAAAAAUGCAAAACUCUAUGGCCCUGAUGUUGGUCAGCCUCGAGGAAAGACUGUCAAGAUGCUGACAAGUUUCCUGCAGGCUGGGGGAGGUGUGAUUGAUUCAGUUACAUGGCAUCACUACUAUUUGAAUGGACGAAUUGCUACCAAAGAAGAUUUUCUAAACCCUGAUGUACUGGACACUUUUAUUUUAUCUGCGCAAAAAAUUUUUCAGGUUGUUGAGGAGACCAGACCCCACAAGAAGGUUUGGUUAGGAGAAACAAGCUCAGCAUAUGGUGGGGGAGCGCCCUUGCUGUCCAACACCUUCGCAGCUGGCUUUAUGUGGCUGGAUAAAUUGGGCCUGUCAGCCAGAAUGGGCAUUGAAGUGGUGAUGAGGCAAGUGUUCUUUGGAGCUGGAAACUACCACUUAGUGGAUGGGAACUUCAAGCCUUUACCUGAUUAUUGGCUAUCUCUUCUGUUCAAGAAACUGGCGGGCACCAAAGUGUUAACGGCAAGCGUGAAAGCUGCAGACAGAAGCAAACUUCGAGUGUACCUUCAUUGCACCAACAUUAAUCACCCAAGGUAUAAAGAAGGAGAUUUAACUCUGUAUGCCUUAAAUCUACAUAAUGUCACCGUACGCUUACAGUUACCAUAUUAUUUAUUUGACAAACAAGUGGAUAAAUACCUCGUACAACCUUCAGGUCCUGAUGGAUUACUUUCCAAAUCUGUUCUACUCAAUGGUCAAAUUCUGAAGAUGGUAGAUGAUCACACCCUGCCAGCUCUUACGGAAAAACCUCUCCGCCCAGGAAGUUCACUGGGUUUGCCAGCUUUCUCAUAUGGGUUUUUUGUGAUAAGAAAUGCCAAAGUCGCUGCUUGUGUCUGAAAAAAAAAAGGCAUAACACUAGUCCUGAGACUGAAGUUUUCAAGCGUAUUGACAAGAAUACCAAAUGCAGAACUCAGGCUUCAGGAAGGAAGACACAUUACAAAUGAGCUUGUGGGAGCUUCGGAAACAUUGGGACAUUCUCAGUGCCAAAUUUAGUACAGUAUUUUGGUCUCUCUAAGUAGACUACUGCUCAUAAUAACAGUUAAUAAUCCCUUUUGUCAAUCACUAUGCUUAGCACUGUGCAUGCCCUAUUUUUAAGUUAUGUAUGAAUGCUCCCAGUAUGGCCAGGAGGCAAAUAAGUGAAGGCUAUAUUAUUAGACUUAAGAAAGUGCUUAGUUGUUUUUAUUUUUAAAAAGUUACUAGAAGGUUGUUGCAUUCUUUCCUGCAUAUGCUGUCUCUUUGGGAUCCCACUGGAAAAAGUUUAUUGCCAUACUCUUCAAAAUGGUUAUGAAAGUGGGACUAUCUCUUUGCACCUAAACAGAGAGCUGGAAUUGAGCUGCUGCUUCUCUUCUCUGUUCCGUUUGUCUUCGUCAGAAACAAUAUGUGAGAGGACAGAUGGUUAGAUGCAAUAGUAUAAAAAAUGAUUAAUGAAAAUUCAGAGGAAAGGGAUUAUGUAAACUUCAAAUGAAAUAAAAAAUGACUAUAAAUGAAAUGGGUUUACCAAUAGGAGACAUUUAGAAAACAUUCAAUGUAUUUUAACCAUCUAUCAAAAUUUACUUUAAACCUUCCUUUAGUUUUCAUUUUAGUUGGGAAGCAUUUGACUGUAAGUAACAGAAAACCCUAAUUUAAAAUGGCUUAAAUAGUAAGGAAAUUUAUAAUUCCACACAACGAGAAGCUCAAGUCAGGUUGGGCUCUGGUAGGUCAGUAUGCCACAAAAGACCCAAGUUCCUUGCAUCCCUCUGCUCCACCAUCUUUAGUGUUGGCUUACAUUCUCAGGCUGGUAGCAUGAUGGCAGCUAUAGCUGUUCCAAGGACCCAUUCACAUCUGGCAGCAGCCAGAGAAAGAUGGACAGUUUUUUCUGUGUCUCCUUCAUAGACUUGAAGAAUCCUUUUUCAGAGGCUUUCCCAUAUCUUCUCGUGUUUUACUGGUCAGGAAUGAGUUGCAUGGCCAUUCUUUCCUCCCUCCCCUCCUCACCCCGCCAUUACUGAGAUUCCUGUAAUUGUUUCAGAGUAAUCCUUUGGAGUACAGUGAAUGAUGUUGGGUCAUCUACAGCACUGACCACUGUAUUUCCAUGCUUUUUAUCAGUGAUAGAAUAUAUUAUUUUCUUCUUUAUCAUAAUUUUUUAGGAAAUCAUAAAUUUUUAGGAAACCCUGGUGGCGUAGUGGUUAAGUGCUACAGCUACUAAGUAAGAGGUCAGCAGUUCGAGUUCACCGGGGCUCCUUGGAAACUCUAUGGGGCAGUUCUACCCUGUCCUGUAGGGUCGCUAUGAGUCGGAGUCAACUCGACAGCAGUGUGUGGUGGGUUAUAAUUUUUAGAAAUAUAAUCCUCUCUUUAUAUUUAUGCUUGCUAUGAACAUUGCCUCAAUUAAAUUUCAGUAUAUUUAUAAGGAGCUAAAGCUGGAACUUAUAGUUUGGAUGCUUCAAUACCCUUAUAUUUUAUAUAUAAGUGGUUUUUAUAUUUUCACAUUUGAAAUAAAGUAAUUUUAUAAACUUGAUAUUGCAUGAUUACUCUUUUAAUAAAACUUAAACCUCCAGAUCCUGACACUUGGAAGCCUUGUUUUCCUUCACCUCUGUGCUUACACCUCCUAUGUUUGUUUGUUUGUUCUCCUCAACACCAAGAGUUGACCUAGAAGAAAAAAGAUCAGCCACCAACAUAAUUUACUUCAUCAUGUACAUUCAAUCAUGAUCGAAGUCUUAUCCUGUUUUUCUUUUUCCUGUCCCCUCUGCCACUUAAUAAAUUUGAGGCCUAAUUUCUCACUUCUAUUCUUAUAUUAAUCUCCUAAUUAUUCAUCCUGAAAUAUGUUGACUAUUUUUAAAAUGGCUCCCUAUUUCUUUUUUUUUUUAAUAUGCUAUUGUACUUUAGGUGAAAGUUUACACAGCAAAUUAGUUUUCAAUUCAACAGUUCAUACACAGAUUGUUCUGUGACAUUGGUUGCAAUCCCCACGAUGUGUCAGCACUCUCCCCAUUUCCACCCUGGCUUCCUGUUUCCAUCCCUUCAGCUUCCCUGCCUUCUCAACCUUGCUUUUUGGCAAAUGUUGCCCAUUUAGUCUUGUAUAGUUGAUUGUUCUCAGAAGCACAUUCCUCUCAAGUGUUAUUGCUUAUUUUAUAGGCCUAUCUAUUUUUUGGCUGAAAGGUGACCCCUGGGAGUGGCUUUAGUUCCAGAUUAAAAGGGUGCCUCGUGGGGAUAGUCUCAGGGAUUCCUCCAGUGUAUCAUUUCAGUAAGUCUGAUCUUUUUUAUGAAUUUGAGUUUUGUUCUACAUUUUUCUCCCAUUCUAACCAGGACCUUCUAUUGUGUCCCUGGUCAGAGCAGUCAGUAGUGGUAGCCAGGAAUCAUCUAAUUCUUCUGGUCUCAGGCUAGAGGAUGCUGUGGUUCGCGUGGGCCAUUAGUCUUUUGGACUAAUUGCUUCCUUGGGUCUUUGGUUUCCUUCACUCUCCUUUGCUCCAGACAGGAGGAGACCAACAGUUGUAUCUUAGAUGUCCCUGUUUUUUGUAGGCACAUGAUGUUUUCCAUAACCUGGCACUGCCCUAUUUCUUCAGCCUCCGAUCUUGUCACUGUCUUCAUAAGCUCUCUUCUCCAACCACAGAUCAACUGAGAAGUCUGAACACACAUGCUCUUCUACCUGUUGCUCCUGUAUGCCUCGUGCUGUUCCCUCUGCUCUGCCCAGACUAUCCUUCAAACUCUCCUCUCUAUGUGGCAAACUUUCAGAUCUAGCUCAAAUAUAAGGUGUUUCAUUUGUUUGUUUAUUUUGUUUUUUAUAUGAUUCUUUUUUGUUGUCAUUUUUUUAUUGUCGUAAAUAUACGUGUAACAAAACAUUUGCUAUUUCAACAUUCUUCACAUAUACAAUUCUGUAACAUUAAUUAUGUCUAUCAUAUUGUUCAGUCAUCACCAUUAUCUGUUUCCAAAAUUUUCCAUCACCUUUAACAGAAGCUCAGUGUUCCCUAAGCAAUGAGCCCUCUUUUCCCCCUUUCCACCUCCCUCCCCUGAUAACCACUAAUAAAUUUGGUUUCUAUACACUUGCCUAAUCUAGAUCUUUCAUGUAAGUGGAGUCAUAUGAUAUUUGUCCUUUUGUGUCUGUCUUAUUUCACUCUGCAUAGUAUUUUCAAGGUUAAUCCAUGUUUAGUAUAUGUCAGGACUUCAUUUCUCUUUAUGGCUCUUUAUUAUAUUUAUAUAUAUUAUAAAUAUACUAUAUAUAUUAUAUUAUACAUUUACACCACAUUUUGUUCAUUCAUCUGUUGAUGGAUGGACAUUUAGGUUGUUUCCACCCUUAGUUAUUGUGAAUAGUGCUUCAAUGAACAUCAGUCUACCUGUAUCUGUGUUCCUGCUUUCAAUUCUUUUGGGUCUAUACCUAGGAGUGGAAUUGCUGGAUCACUUAGUAAUUCUAUGUUUUAACUUUUUGGGGAACCACUAAACUAUUUUCUACAGCAGCUGUAUCAUUUCACAAUCCAAUAGCAAUGGACGAGGAUUUCAAUUUCUCCAUAUCCUUGCCAAUGCCCAGGUUUUCCGUUUUUUAAACCAUAGCCAUCUUAGCAGGUAUGAAGUGAUAUCUUAUUGUGCUUUUGAUUUGCAUAUUUUCCCCUAAUGUCUAAUGGUGUUGAGCAUCUUUUCAUAUGCUUGUUGGUCAUUUGCAUUUCUUCUUUAGUGAAAUGUUCAUGUAUUAGUUUUAAUAUGCCCCCCUAUAAUUCAAGCAAAUUUAGUCAUUUUUCUUUGUUCCCACAGCACUUUGUACAUUUACUGUGGCACUUAUCAUGCACUUUAUUACAUACAUAAUAAAUCUCACUUGACUCUAAGCUUAUAAGAAGGAGAUGCUGUAUCUCAUACAUUUUUUAAUGCCUUGUGCGUAGCAUGUUGUCUGGCACACAGUAGCCACACAGGUAUUUCCUUAAGGACAUAAAAGAGCAUUCAAAUUUCAAACCAGUUUAAGUAUUUUGAUUCUGAAUAUAUAGAAAAUUUAAUGAGCAUUCAGACCAGGGCUUGGAAGCAGUUUGUUCUGGUUCAAACCCCUGCUAAGAAUUUGCAUUUCCACCCCAGAUAUACUGAAUCAGAAUCUACAGUUUAACAAGAUCCCCAGGUGAUUCUUAUGUAUAAUAAAAUUUGAGAACCAUUGCUCUAUUAGUGGCCUCUAACCAGCAGUAUUAGCAUUGCCUGGGAACUUGUUAGAAAUGAAAUUCUCAGCAGGGGUUUGAACUGGAACAAACCGGUUCAAAGCUCUGAUUCAAACUUGAAAAAAUAUUGUCUACUACUUUUCAAAAUCUUUAAAAAUAUCAUUAGUGGUUGAAAUGGCAAAUAUUUUUAUGUUUUUCACCAUAAUAACAAAAUAAAAAAAAUUCCUUUCUUCCUCAGAAACUGUUUACCAGUUUUAGUACUGUAUUUGCACUGACUUGUUAAGGACCACAUUAACCUCUCUCUAUGCUUCAAUUUUUUUCCAGCAAUAAAAUGGAAGUUUUAAUCUAAGGUAGAAAGACCAAAAAUAAAUAAAUAUACAUAAAAAAACAAAGCCAUUGCCAGCGAGUUGAUUCUGACUCAGAGCAACUCUAUAGGACAGAGUAGAACUGCCCCACAGGGUUUUCAAGGAACAGCCAAGCUCCUAACCACUACACCACCAGGGCUCUGGAAAUAUAAAUAUAGGCAUAUUAAAAAAAAAGAAAAAAAACUAAAACUAAACUUGUUGCCUUUGAGUCGAUUCCAACUCAUAGCGAGCCGACAUAGGACAGAGCAGAACUGCCCCAUAGAGUUUCCAAGGAGCAGCUGGUAGAUUCCAACUGCUGACCUUUUGGUUAGCAGCUGAAGCUCUUAAGCACUGUGCCACCAGGGUGGAUUUGAGCUGCUGACCUUUUGGUUGGCAGCCAAGCUCUGAAGCACUGUGCCCCCAGGGCCCUGCGGUAUGGGUAUAAAAAAAAAUAAAAUUUGUUGCUGUCGAGUGGGUUCCAACUCACGGCAACGCCAUGCGUUAGCAGAACGGCUCCAUCGGGUUUUCUUAGCUGUACUCUUUACAGAAGCAGAUCACCAGGACUUCCCUCCAUGGCAUCACUGACUGGGUUUGAACUGCCAACUUGAGAUCUGUAGUCGAGUGCCAAGCACAAACCAUUUGUACCACCCGUAUAUAAUGAUAUAGUAUGUGUCAUUAGUUUUAUAUCUACAUGUAUCUCAUUAGUAAGCUUUUGCUAAUGAGAGGCGGUUAUAUGCAGAAAGGAAGGCUUUCAGUUAUGGAUUAAAAUUAAAUGUAUUAAUAUUAAGUUUUUCUUAAACUUCCUUAGAGUAAGCUGUUAAUCAAAUACAUUUAUUUUCUGUAACUCAUUACAUUAGCUCAAAAUUAUUUGUCAUUUAGUGUCUUUGGUCCUAGUGGUUCAAAGACAAAGAAAUGAGUGCAAUUACAGAACUGUAAGUCUUCAACAUAGAAGUUUACAAAAAAAAAAAAAACAAACCCA
Molecule: messenger RNA, 7263 nt
Organism: Loxodonta africana (African savanna elephant)
Lineage: Eukaryota; Metazoa; Chordata; Mammalia; Proboscidea; Elephantidae
Gene: HPSE
Product: heparanase
Exons: 12
Coding region: 44-1678 (544 amino acids)
Biological process (GO): cell-matrix adhesion; angiogenesis involved in wound healing
Cellular component (GO): membrane; extracellular matrix
Molecular function (GO): hydrolase activity, acting on glycosyl bonds
Source: RefSeq, a predicted model, not a curated record